AUGGCCGAAAGAAAAACUUACGUUCUUAUCACUGGAUGCUCGCCUGGAGGUAUCGGCCAUUCUCUUGUUAAUGAGUUUCAUCGUCAGGGCUGCCAUGUCAUUGCGACGGUGCGAAACACAGACAUGAUCAAGGACCUUGAAAAGCCCGGCGUCAGUGUCUUGCCUCUUGAGAUCACCUCCGCCAAGAGCAUUGAAGAGUGCAAAGAAAAGGUCUCCGAACUCACAGGCGGCCGUCUUGACAUUCUCGUCAACAAUGCUGGCCGAACUCACACCAUCCCCUCCAUUGACACAGAUCUCGACGAUGUUCGCCAAACAUACGAGGUCAACGUCUUCGGACCCAUCCAGAUGGUCUCAACAUUUGCGCCUCUCCUCAUCGAAGCCCGUGGUCUCAUCAUCAACAUCUCCAGCACAUCCACGCUCGUCCCUUACAUCUUCGGCGCCAUCUACUCCUCCACCAAGGGCGCCAUCAACGUCUGGUCCCGCGCGCUGCGUCUUGAACUCAAGCCUUUCAACGUGCGCGUCAUGGUCGCCGUCACCGGCACAGUGCGUUCCAACAUCGCCAGCCGGACGCAUCGAUCUCUGCCGCCCAACUCUCUGUACAUGCCCAUCAAUGACUUUUUCCAGAGGCGAUUGACGUUUAGUCAGCGCACGGCGACGAUGCCGACGGAGAGGUAUGCGGAGAAGUUGGUGACUGCUGCGUUGAAGGGUGAGGGAUAUCUGGGCGGGUUGAUUGGGGGUACGCCUGAUUGGUUUUACGCAGGGGGCAUGGCGACCAAGACUUGGAUUCUGUCGUGUUUGCCUAAUUGGGUGAAUGAGACGGUUAUUGGUAUCUUCUUUGGCAUCGGAGGGUUGACCAAGAAGAUCCAAGCUGCGCGCGCAAAGAGAGACUAG
This is a messenger RNA of Fusarium tjaetaba, 891 nucleotides long. Its product is annotated as 1-acylglycerone phosphate reductase. Gene Ontology annotation, cellular component: lipid droplet; endoplasmic reticulum. Lineage: Eukaryota; Fungi; Ascomycota; Sordariomycetes; Hypocreales; Nectriaceae. Bases 1 to 891 code for a protein of 296 amino acids. The transcript has 4 exons. Gene Ontology annotation, biological process: triglyceride catabolic process; phosphatidic acid biosynthetic process. The record is from RefSeq and is a predicted model, not a curated record. Gene Ontology annotation, molecular function: acylglycerone-phosphate reductase (NADP+) activity; triacylglycerol lipase activity.